GUCGGUGUGUGUUCGUCUCAACGUAGCACGAAACGUGUCUCCUCUCAGCAAAGACACACACACUAACGUGAGACGUGCUGGAUAACGGUUUUUUUUGCUAUUGAAAGUUUUGUUUUUGUCGCCUUAAUACGGCUUCGAUGCUAUACUAUGUAUAUUAAAACAUUCCGCUUGUAAAACGCAAUAUUUAUUAGCCAAGAGCAGUCGACUUCGUUUCUACCGAAGAGUGUCCGCUUCUCCUCCCCUCGAUGAAGCGCUGCGAUGCCCUCUGAUUUUAUAUCCCUCCUUAGCUCGGAUAUCGACCUCAAUUCCCCCAAAUCUCUAUACUCUAAAGAGUCGGUAUAUGACCUCCUCCCCAAAGAGCUCCAGCUCCAGCCGUCGUCCGCCCAGACAGACCCACCCACCAUGAGCCAGAAGAGUGGGGGAGAGGCGGGACCUCCCCCCUCUGCAGCCGUGGCCUCAGAUGCCACCUCUUCCACCUCCAGCCCCUCUGCCUCUUCCUCCCUGGCCAUGGGAGUUCCGUCCUCUGGCCCCUCUACCUCAUCCUCAGACCACCUCAAGGUUGCCCAGCAUCUCCACUCCACUGGAGGGGAUGGAGCUGGAGCUUCAGAGAUGCAAGGUAUGGAGGGUGCUGUAUCUGCCCCCAGCAGAGGCAACAGUGGAGCAAACACCGCAGCAGGGGACAUAGGGUCAGGAGUGUUGUCAGGGCUAGGAGUCCAGCAGCCUCAGAACACCCCCUCUAAACGAAGGCCUGUGUUGAGCAUAUCCCCACCACCUGAGGACCUGUUUGACGACAGCCAGAUGUCUUGCCAAGAGGAACCUGCCGUAUCUGGUGCACCAGGGCCAGACUCGGAACAUAGCAGCAGCAUGUGGGCUGAUGAUUCUGUCUCCAACUUCAGCUUGAUCAGUUCCAUCUCCUACAAUGACAACACAGAGGUACCACGCAAAUCUAGAAAACGCACCCCUCGACAGCGGCCUGGUCCCAAACCUGCUCCUCCGGAGGACAGCAUGGAUGUGUUCGAUGCUGACAGCGCCAAGGCCCCUCACUUUGUCCUAUCCCAGCUGGGCACAGACAAGACCAGUCCCAUUGCCAGCUCUCUUGAGUCAGGGACUGCAGUUAAAGGGGGGUCACUGUCUGCUCAGUUUCCCCAGAGGAGUGAUGGGAAGGAGCUAAAGAUCCUUGUGCAGCCAGAGACCCAGCACAGAGCUCGCUAUCUGACCGAGGGUAGCAGAGGUUCUGUCAAAGAUCGCACACAGCAGGGAUUCCCCACUGUCAAGUUGGAGGGUGUUGGCGAACCGGUUGUGCUGCAGGUGUUUGUAGCAAACGAUGCAGGCAGAGUGAAGCCUCACGGUUUCUACCAGGCGUGCAGAGUGACGGGACGCAACACCACUGCCUGCAAGGAGGUGGAAAUAGAGGGCACCAUUGUUAUUGAAAUUCCUCUGGAGCCCAGCAAUGACAUGAUGCUUGCGGUGGACUGUGUAGGUAUUUUGAAGCUGCGUAAUGCUGAUGUGGAGGCCCGUAUUGGAGUGGCAGGGUCCAAAAAGAAGAGCACACGUGCCAGAUUGGCCUUCAGAGUUAAUAUCCCUCAGCCUGAUGGAUCAGUUCUUACUUUACAGGUCCCCUCAUCGCCCAUCCUCUGCACCCAGCCAGCAGGAGUGCCAGAGAUCCUGAAAAAGAGUCUUCACAGCUGCUCUGUAAGAGGAGGAGAGGAAGUUUUUAUAAUUGGAAAGAACUUCCUCAAAGGAACCAAAGUUGUUUUCCAAGAGAACAUUGCAGAUGAUAAUUCCUGGCAAGCUGAGGCAGAGAUCGACAUGGACCUUUUUCAUCAGAAUCAUUUGAUAGUGGAAGUCCCUCCGUUCCACAACCAGUCGAUCACGUCUCCUGUUUCUGUGGGAAUCUUUGUGAUGACCAAUGCUGGUAGAUCGCAUGAGGCUCAGCCUUUCACCUACACUCCAGAGUCAGCUGCAGCUGAUAACUCAAACAUCCGGACAGUGAAAACAGAGAGUCCUUCACUGGUCACAACCUGUAUAUUUGAUGGCCAGAUCAAGUCUAUGUCAUCUGAGCGAACUGACUGCACUGGCCAACCUUCAAAACGGGAGGACACACCAAUGGAGGUGUCUAGCAAUCCACCACCAACAGAUAUCUUCAAACCAUCCACUGACCCUCUCAUCUCAGUGCAGCAGACCCUGGAGCUCAGCCCUAGUCCUCAUCAAGGUGGAGAGUCCUUUCAGAACCCGAUGCCCCUGCAACCUGAAGAUGUGGAGCUUCCCCAGGCACCUCCUGUCUUCCCUAGUUUGGAGUCUCUCAGCACCAUACAAAAGCAAGACAUUGCCCCCCCAACCUCCUUCCCAGUAUCAGGAGACACCACAAUCCCUCCUGUGACACCAGAAGUCCCUCAGCAGUUCCUCAGAGACCCUCAGGAAAGCUUGCCAACCGAAAGUUCGAAUAAUGGCGGCGGGGUUGUGGUUGUAGCCAUGCCCCAGAUAGCUGCUCCCUCUCAAACGCAGCCACAACAGUCACAGGUUCCCCUCUUUCCCCAGGAAGGGGUGGCCCAGCUAGAGAGGGCAGUAAGGGAGCUACAGGCUGGAGGUAACACCACACUCCAGCAGGUGUUGGAGGCAGCUGUGGCCCAGCAGCAGCUGAACUCUGUGCUGUAUAGCCCCACACCCUCUGCAGAGUCCCUUCAGCAGCAUGUCCAGGAGAACAUGAACAGCCUCAGACUGGGAACUACAGAGAAUUCUCUAUCAGCACAGCAGCAGCUACAGAUACAACAGCAACAGCAAAUACAACAACAGCAGCAGCAGCAACAACAAAUACAGCAGCAGUUUCAACAACAUCAGCAACUGCAGCAACAACAGCAAAUCCUUGGAAACCUUCAGCAUCAACAACAGCAGCAACACCUGCAGCAGCAACAGCAGCAAGUCCUCAACAACAUGCAGAUCCAACAACAACUUAUAUUACAGCCACAAGAUCAACAGCAACUGCAGCAACAGCAAAUCAUGGAGAAUAUUCAACAGCAGCAACAACAGCUGCAACAAAAUCAGCAACAGCAGGUCCUUAAUAAUAUUCAACUUCAGGAUCAGCAACAACAAAAUCAAAUUCUCACCAAUUUACAACAACAUCAACUACAACAGCAGCAGCAACAACAGCAGCAGCAGCAAAAUCAAGCACUAAGCAACCUGCAGCAGCAGCAGCAACAACUGCAAGAGCAGCAGGUCUUGGAGAAUUUACAGCAGCAUCUUCAGGCUGAGUUGCUCCAGCCCCAGAUCCACUCCUCCCCCCAAGUACAGCAGCCAGUCUCCCUCCUUCAACAGGCUGGAGAACUUCUUACCAUCCAGACCAGCUUCCCAACACAACCUCCAUCUCACACUUCUCCUCCACAGCAACUCUUCCAGUCGCCCAGGCCGCUGGCUGACAACCAGGGCUCCCAACAGCAGGUCCAGGCUGCCCUGCUCCAAAACACACUGACUGUUCUCACUGGUUGCAGUCUCAGCUCAGAGCAGCAGUCCACAGGGUCAGCUUUAUACCUGUCCCCAAAUCCUCAGCCCCAACAACAACAGCAGCAGCAGCAGCAACUGGCAUUCAUUUCUUCCAUGGAGACGUCUACCAGUCAGCCUCAGUCUGUCUCAAUGUUUCAGAAUCAACCCCAAGCUCAGCUUUCCCAAAUGCAGCAACAGAGCACUCCCAUGGAGCAGCAGCAAUCUCCACAGCAGAACCAACAGCAGCCACCACAGCUUCCGAUGGGACAGCAAAGCUCCUUAUUCCAAAGUAUCCCAAACCACUCACAGCCCAACCCUGUUCCCCAGAGCCAACUCUCACAACCCCAACAAACAGGUCUGCUUCUCUGUACCACUGAUCUUAACCCCCAGGCUAUUCCCCCAACUAUUCUCUUCAGCACACAGACCCAAGGCCCUUCCCCAAUGGGGAGCAUAAGUGUUGGAAUCCCCCAACAAGACUCAGCUGAGCCCAUGUCCUUCCAAGACCAGAGCUCUUCAGGCAGCAACACAACAUCCACUGAGAACCAACAGCAGAGCCUUUUCCAGGAACAGCAGCCAAUGCAAGUGGGCCCAAGCCGCAUCCCAAACAGUCAACCUGUGGAGCUGUUCUUACCACAGCCGUCUCUGUCCAGCCUGCAGACCACUAUUGGCUCACAGGAGCUCAACAACCAGGCUCCAGCCCCUGGCACAACCAUCUUUGUGGUCCAGGGUGGUGUGGGUGUGGUAGCCAACCCUGGCCAGCAGCCUCCAGAGCAGCUUUUCCAGACAACCGUGGGUGGCAGUGUGACUCCACAGGGACAAGCCAACCUGUUUGUUUUUGGCAUCCAGAACGACUCAUCCCAGCUGCUCAGUUCUUCCGGAGCCACCCUGCCACCCCAGAGCCAGGCUCAGAACUCCAGUCACAUGCAGCCUCUGUUGGAUCAGCCCAUGGCCCAAGCUGCCUCUUCGAUGCCAGCAACCAUGCACAGCAAUUUGCAGAACACCCUCCAGGCACAAAUGCAGUCCAGCUUAGAGAAUGCCAUGCAGACAAACACACAAACAGCUCUGCAGUCCAGUUUACAGGCAACCAUAGAAUCAAGCCUGCCGACUCAAAUGCAGACACAGAUACAGAGCAGCUUACAGAAUCAGUUGCAGGCAUCUAUAUCUGCAUCAUCCAACAUGGAUAAAAUUGAGGACCUACUGGAAACCCUACAGAAGCAGUGAUACAUGCUUGGACCAUGUGGGCACUAAGGACAGUGAGUGAUAUGUAGCCAAGAGUUGUAUAUCCUAAAAUAAACAAACAGAAUGGCGGUGCAAGUUUUGUGCUAGUGCCACAAAACUUAGAAAAUUUUAAAUAUUUAAGAAUUUAAAUGCCCCUUUUACUGAAAACCCAAAUUAUGACCUCAUGUAAGUUUGUUUUUAUGAAAUAUUUAUCAUUAAUUAUAGCCUCCGUCCCUCCAUUGUUCUUGAAUUGAUGAAUCCGCCUUUGUUAUUACCCCUCUUGCAGGAUCAGAGAGGCCUGUAAUAACUGCUUUAUCCAUCAGUCUCGAAAAUGCAGUGUUUUGUUGUCAGAGUGUUUUAAUAAUGUGAGCCUAAGAGAUGAUGAUGAUUUAAAAACCUACCAGGUUUGGUGGAAAAACUGGAAAGGGAUACAGAAUGUCAGCAGCAGGGAAACGGGAAUAGUAACAUGAUGGCGAGUAGUCUGUAAGAGCAGGCAGAGUAGAUAGGCAGCCAGUUAUGGAGUGAAUAUCAGAUUGCACAUAAGUGUCAGAUAAAGGCGGAAUCUCAUUUUGUGAGUGUGUAAACUCCAAGCCUUCCUUUCAGUCUGAGAAGAAAAUGCUGUGAGUUGUAUUUUUUCUUUGCCUUUCGUCAAGUGAAGCGGCAGUUAAAACGAUAAGUUACCCGGCAUAAAAACAGAUCAUGUUACAACCACUUGAUUUAAACUUCUUUUGACGUGAACAACACAAGCAUUUUUGCGAUUAAUCAAACUUUGUGUUUGCAUGUCAACAACUUGACUAAGAUCUACUCUAAGAGUACAGAUUAUUAGAUGGUAGAAUUCUUUCUAGAAUAAUGUAUUAAUGUUUUGUAGUACAAUAUCUGCUGGUGUGGCUGGAGUGAGGGAACAGUUAAAUAUUGGUAUCAGCUCCGCUUUGCAAAAAUGAAAUUAACUUGCUCACCAAAACAUGGCAUCAAGACAUUCUGUUAUUCCUGUUAUCAUUUAGAAAGAGGAGGGAAUAUCACACACUUGCAAAUGAGAUUCAACCUGGUGAAUAAUGUGACUUGGCCUUUGUUUGUGGCACCUCCCAGUGUUUUCAUAUAUUCCCUGGGUUUGCAGAAGCUUUUUCGGUGAAAUUUUAAAUAGCAUUCGACUAUGUAGUGUGUGUAUUUUAAUUUUUUUGCUUUGAAGAACUUGGUAACCUUUACCAAUUCAUUGUGGAUCGAAAAAAAACUUUCCACUAGUGAAAACGGAGUGUUGUGUGGUUUUAUAAACAUUUUAUCUCAAGCACUUUAUAACCUCUUUUGUGUAACCUGCUAAUCCUUAUAUCCGUCCACAGCUCUCUACUGACCUAGCGGAAUUUGUACUCAGAAACGUCCAGUUAAAAUACAAAAGAGAAACAAAAGAUAAAAUAGCAAUUGUCUUUGUAAGAGUAAAUACAUCUUAACCGAGCAUUUUUACAUUUUCUCAUGUCAGAAUAUUUUUGAGGUGUAGACAACUUUGUAUAGAACGUCUGCUCACUGUUAAAUCCCUCUUUGUAUUCAGUCUCAGUGGUCCAGUCGAGUCUGUCCGCAAACAGCCAUUCUCACUAAAGCAUUGUCGUUUUUCUGCAUCUUACUGGUUAGUAGGCCUUUUGACAAAACACCUAAAAUACGGAUUCAUUUAGUCUGUCAUGAAAUGAAGGAUUUUCAUUGGUUUUCUCUUUGUACCAACUCAUAUUCAGUCUGUCACUUGGGGCUGUUUUACGUCGUCUCGUGUUAAGUUUAUUGUUGGUAGCGUGUGCAGGUUGGCACCGCGUGAAGUUGGCAUCCAGUUACCUGUCCCGUGUUGUGAACAAGGGCUGGCUGGUUAAUGAAAUCUGUUACAUGGAGGCCGCCAUUUUGAUUUUAUCUAUGGUGCUAUGUACAGGAGUGAUGGGCACUUCUGCUGUGAUGUUAGUACAGUUUCUGCUAUCAAUAGCACUGGUAUUAGGUGUUCGUUAUGAAGCAAAGUGGAGUCUACAGAGCUGGCUGUUGUUGCGGGGUCAGACUGGAGUGCACCCAGGCAUACCAAAGUUCCUGUUGUGAAUCGUUGCCAUUUUGUCUCAUCCUUGUCCUUGCAAACGCCCUCAUGAUGUUUACUCAUUUGUACUUAGUCAUUUAAAUCAUGCAGCUCUCACAUGGAUAGCAAGUCAGCAUGUUUUACAAGAUUUAUAAAAGAUAUGUAAAAGGUACUUUGUUUCAUGCAUCAGCUUAUCUGUCACUAACAUUUCCACCGAUUUGAUACUUUAUAUUUGUCAUUACUCUAUUUUUUGAUGCAGAAUGACACUGCUGUACUUUCCAUAUCCAACAGUAGCCAAUUUGUCAUGAUCAGAAAGCCAAUUUUUUGAGAAUAAUUCAGCGUGUUAGACUAGCAUUGCUCGCAUUUGUUUACAUUUUCAUAGUCAUGCUCUUUUUGUCCUGCAGCUGUUAGUGAUCCAUUUUAAAGUAACUUAUCUUUUCUAGAAUUUUGUAUCCAUGUAUCAAAAUGUAGAGUAUUUUUGUAAAAAAAACUUUUUGGUUUAUGCUCAUAUAGCACAGAAUAUCAUUGCUGGUGUGUUUUCCUGAAAUGAAGCGCAGGUUUAUCAUGAAGUGUGUGACUGAAAUUAGAAAUUAAUGGACAUCACGCAAAUAUGUUAGAACUUCAUUCUACUGUUGUGAUACUGAAUUUACCCAAACCGUAGAACAUAAUACGUGGACUAGGUUUCUUGUGUGUGGUUUUUUUUUUUUUUUUUUACUUGUUUUUUUAUGUCAUGCAUCUCAAAUGGCACUUUGACUCAUCCAUUAACUGUAGAUCAGGUUAGAGUGCAGUAGUGACGUUUCCAAGCAUUCCAUUCCUCUUGGUUAGGGGAGUUUAAGAGCACAUUGAUCUUGUGGAAGAAGUGCGGAACAGUUAUGCCUCCUAAAGCCAUACCAACACAGAAAGCCAACCUGUGACUUCAGUUUCAUGAAUGUAAAUUUUACCUCAUGGUGUGGACACGGAGCUUGCUCUACAUCGAACAUCGGACCAAUUACAGUUUUAGAGAACUUCUAUUGUGAGGCAGAGGGGAUGGGUGGGGUGGCACCAGCUGUCAUUUGUGUCACCGUGCAUUUGUCGAAAUUGUUUUGUCUCGGAUUGUGGUGUAAUUUCAUGUUUUCGCGUCCGGCCCUGUCAUUUGGAGCAAUCCAGGAGGCUCAGUCUGACUCUUUGAAUAGCCACUCCCACCUGAAAAACCCAUGUUAAACAUUGAUGUGAUGGUGGUGAAGAGAGCACACAAAUCUUUGCAUAAUAUUGUUUUUUUUCCUUUUUGUCCUUCAGUCAUGUAAAUUAAUAUCCAUGUAUAUUUAAAUGUGAAAUAUACUGCAGGGGUAUCUUGAAUUUCAAUUGUGAUGCUUUCAACAGAACUUUGUGUGCCUUGAUAACUUAACCGUUGCUCUGCUGUGUUUACUGGUGUCCCUUUUGUGCCCCUUGUCCUUUUCAUUCUCUAGGACUGUUUUAACAUGAGGACACUUUUCAGUCAUUUGAUUUCUCAACGCAAGCAUAACCAUAGCCCAUACUAAUAUAUUUUAGUGCUAACAGUUUCUCAAUCUAUUGCAAGAUAUCAGAGUGAUUACUCUCAACAUAAUAUUGUGCAGCCUCACCAGUGAAUUGUCACCUUGUUUGUUGUUUUCUAUUGAAAAUGUUAUUUUUUUUUCCAUGCCUCAUGAGAUUUGUACAUGUGAGGUAAAAGGGACGCGACAGUGGAGAUUGUUUUAUGGAGAACUUUGUGUUGAUGUGCUUGUCAACAUUACUAUUGUUGCUGUGAAGUGCUUGAUCAAAAGGGGCAGCCAUGAUAAAUUAACUGUUAAUUGCCAAUAGUGUGAGCUGUAUCUUGUGUGUAAUCAGUUUGCUCACUUUUCCUAGUUCGCUUUCUAUUUCACAUUCUCCAACAGUUCUGUUGUAUCCGUUCUGUGUAGCUUGAGCUUUAGUAGCCUUAAGACCCUGCAGUAGGGAUAAAGGUCAACCCCGGCGUGUUAUUAUACAUAUGAACUAUUAUUAACAUGUACUUUGCCUUUGUCUGGACAUUUGUAUACUCUUCUGUUUAUAUCUGUAAUCCUGCUGCUACAUUAAAUGAAUUAAUAAAAA
Amphiprion ocellaris (clown anemonefish) is the source of this 8812-nucleotide messenger RNA. It is a transcript of the gene nfat5a, whose product is annotated as nuclear factor of activated T cells 5a. Gene Ontology annotation, biological process: regulation of transcription by RNA polymerase II; calcineurin-NFAT signaling cascade; cytokine production. Gene Ontology annotation, molecular function: DNA-binding transcription factor activity, RNA polymerase II-specific; RNA polymerase II cis-regulatory region sequence-specific DNA binding; transcription factor binding. Bases 259 to 4698 code for a protein of 1479 amino acids. NCBI's taxonomy places the organism in Eukaryota, Metazoa, Chordata, Actinopteri, Pomacentridae. Gene Ontology annotation, cellular component: transcription regulator complex. The record is from RefSeq and is a predicted model, not a curated record. The transcript is spliced from 12 exons.